AUUUCCUUGGGCUUGUUGGGGACUCGCCAUGACUAUACUCAUACACCUCAGGUAUUCACCUGGACGGCAUCAACAAGACCGACCUUAGGUACAACUAGUCUGCGACCGGUUUCUACCACCUGGUUGUCUUUUCCGUCACAAUGUCGACGGCCAAUGGGUCGAACCCAACCCGGAUUUCGAUCCUGGGCGAGGAAAGCAUCAUAAUCGACUAUGGCCUCUGGCUUAACUACGUGACUCACGAUCUGCUCAACAACAUCCCUUCUUCCACCUACGUGCUCAUCACCGACACCAACCUCCACUCGCUCUACGUGCCUCAAUUCGAAAAGGCCUUCACAAGUGCUGCUGCGGCUAUCUCAAAUGCGACCACACCGCCAUCACCCCAGGCCCCGCGCCUGCUGACCUAUGCCAUCCCGCCUGGCGAGGGGUCCAAGAGCCGUGACACCAAGGCCGAGAUCGAGGACUGGCUUCUCGAGCAACAAUGCACCCGCGAUACUGUCAUCAUCGCCCUGGGCGGCGGCGUCAUUGGUGACAUGAUUGGUUACGUCGCGGCCACCUUCAUGCGUGGUGUCCGCUUCGUCCAAGUCCCUACGACGCUGCUGGCCAUGGUCGACUCAUCCAUUGGUGGCAAGACAGCCAUCGAUACCCCCAUGGGAAAGAAUUUGGUCGGUGCCUUCUGGCAGCCGCGCCGCAUCUACAUAGACCUGGCGUUUCUCAACACGCUACCUGCCCGCGAGUUCAUCAACGGUAUGGCCGAAGUUAUCAAGACCGCUGCUAUCUGGGACGCCGAGGAGUUCUCUGCCCUCGAGCAAAACGCGCCAGCUAUCUUGUCGGCUGUCCGCACCCCUGCAUCUGCCGCCGUCGAUCCGAACGCAAGGCUCCUCCCUAUUAGCGACAUCCUCAAACGUAUAGUCUUGGGCUCUGCACGUGUCAAGGCCCACGUUGUCUCUGCGGACGAGAAGGAGGGUGGCCUGCGCAAUCUCCUGAACUUUGGCCACUCGAUUGGCCAUGCCUUUGAGGCUAUUCUGACCCCUCAAGUGCUGCAUGGUGAGGCCGUUGCCGUCGGAAUGGUCAAGGAGGCAGAGCUUGCACGCCACCUGGGCAUUCUGCGUCCGGCUGCUGUCGCUCGCCUCGUCAAGUGCAUUGCCAGCUACGAUCUUCCCACCUCGCUUGAGGACAAGCGUCUGGUCAGGAUGACUGGUGGAAAGAGCUGCCCGGUUGAUAUCGUGCUCGCAAAGAUGGCCGUCGACAAGAAGAACGAAGGAAAGCAGAAGAAGAUCGUCUUGUUGUCGGCCAUUGGCAAAACCCACGAGCCCAAGGCCAGCAGUGUAGACGAUCGUGCAAUCCGCGUAGUUCUCUCGCCCGCCGUUCGAGUCCAACCUGGCGUCCGCCCCGGCCUCAAAGUUGAUGUGACCCCGCCAGGGUCCAAGAGCAUUUCGAACAGGGCUCUUAUUUUGGCCGCCCUUGGCAAGGGCCCAUGCCGUAUCAAGAACCUCCUCCAUUCCGAUGACACGGAGCACAUGCUCAACGCCAUUGGCAAGCUUCGUGGUGCUUCCUUCUCCUGGGAGGAUGACGGCGAGAUCCUCGUCGUUGAGGGGCGUGGAGGUCAGCUCUUUGCACCUAGCCAAGGGGAGCUCUACCUUGGCAAUGCAGGAACGGCAUCCCGCUUCCUCACUACGGUUGCGGCUCUCUGCUCACCAGCAUCCGACGGCGAUGCCGCCUCAACUGUGCUAACGGGCAACGCACGGAUGAAGCUGCGUCCUAUUGGAGCCCUGGUAGACGCCCUGCGCUCCAACGGAAUCAACAUUGAAUACCUGGGCAAGGAGAACAGUCUGCCAAUAAGGGUCGACGCCGCAGGUGGCUUCGGUGGUGGCGUCAUUGAAUUGGCCGCAACUGUUUCGUCGCAGUAUGUAUCAUCGUUGCUUAUGGCCGCCCCCUACGCCAAGGAGCCCGUGACGCUGCGCUUGGUAGGCGGGAAACCCAUCUCGCAGCCUUACAUAGAUAUGACAAUUGCCAUGAUGCGUUCCUUCGGCAUCAACGUCCAGAGGUCCACCACUGAGGCGGACACUUACCACAUUCCCCAAGGUGUUUACACCAACCCGGCCGAGUACACUGUUGAGAGCGACGCCAGUUCCGCCACGUACCCGCUGGCCGUCGCGGCAAUCACUGGUACCACGUGUACCAUCCCCAACAUUGGUUCCGCCUCACUUCAGGGCGAUGCUCGGUUUGCCGUCGAGGUGCUCCGCCCCAUGGGCUGCACUGUUGAACAAUCAGCCAGCUCAACAACCGUCACCGGUCCGCCUCUUGGUCAGCUGAAGGCAAUCCCUCAUGUGGACAUGGAACCCAUGACCGACGCUUUCCUGACAGCCUCGGUCCUUGCGGCUGUUGCCAGCGGAACCACCCAGAUCACCGGCAUCGCAAAUCAAAGGGUCAAGGAAUGCAACCGCAUCAAGGCCAUGAAGGACCAGCUUGCCAAGUUUGGCGUGCAUUGCAAUGAGUUGGACGACGGUAUCGAAGUCACUGGCAAGCCUUGGACAGAAUUGACAGAGCCGAGGGAGAUCUACUGCUACGAUGACCACCGUGUGGCCAUGAGCUUCAGUGUCCUUUCGGUGAUUUCACCGCACCCUGUUCUGAUUUUAGAACGUGAGUGUACUGGCAAGACGUGGCCCGGCUGGUGGGAUGUGCUGUCUGGGGUCUUUGGCGUGGCUAUGGAUGGCGAGGAGCCCAUUUCGCACUCUACUGUGACUGGAUCUGGUCCCAAUAACCGCUCCGUCUUCGUCAUUGGUAUGCGUGGUGCCGGCAAGUCUACUGCAGGAAAAUGGAUGGCUUCAACGCUGGGUCGUACAUUCAUGGACCUCGACACGGAGCUUGAGAGGAGGCACAACACGACAAUUCCUGACAUGGUUAGAAGUGAAGUGGGUUGGGAAGGAUUCAGAAAAUUGGAGGUGGAGCUGCUUCGUGAGAUGAUGGAGACAAAGCCGGAAGGCUACAUCUUUUCAUGCGGCGGCGGCAUUGUCGAGACACCAGAGGCUCGGGAGGCACUCAUCUCGUACUGCCGCGCCGGGGGAGCUGUGCUGCUUGUGCACCGCGACACAACUCACGUGGUUGAAUAUCUUAACCGUGAUAAGAGUCGGCCGGCAUGGUCUGAGGAGAUCGAAAAGGUCUACGUCCGGCGGAAGCCGUGGUACCAGGAGUGCAGCAACUUCGAGUAUCACAGCCCUCACUUGGGAGUCGAGGAAAGUGCUGUCGAAAUGCCCGUCGACUUCGCACGCUUUGUGUCGCUCAUCUGUGGAAAGAGUUCUCAUCUGCGGGAGGUCAAGGCAAAGCCGCACUCCUUCUUUGUGUCCCUGACCGUACCAAACAUCACAGCACACACGGCAACAAUCCCCAAGGCUGUCGUAGGCUCUGAUGCUGUGGAACUCCGUGUCGACCUGCUGCAGGACCACUCACCAGAGUUUGUGGUUCGGCAGGUUGCUCUCCUGAGGUCGUUGUGCAAGAUGCCCAUCAUCUUUACCGUACGUACCGUCAGUCAGGGCGGCCGCUUCCCAGACACAGACUACGCCGGGGCACUGGCUCUCUACCGCGUGGCCCUCCGGAUGGGAGUUGAGUACGUCGAUGUGGAAAUGACGAUGCCGGACGAUGUCAUUGAGACGGUGACAAAAGCCAAGGGCUACACGAGCAUCAUUGCGUCUCAUCACGACCCCAAGGGCACCUUGUCGUGGCGCAAUGGAGCGUGGAUGCAGUAUUACAACAAGGCUCUGCACUACGGUGACGUGAUCAAGCUGGUCGGCUGGUGCCGCACCGAUGAGGAUAACUUCUCGCUGCUGACCUUCAAGACACGCAUGCUGGCAGCUCACGAAUCAACACCUAUUAUUGCCCUUAAUAUGGGUGAGCAGGGAAAGCUCAGUCGUGUGCUGAACGGUUUCAUGACACCCGUCACCCACGCCGCGCUGCCGGCCGCUGCGGCCCCCGGUCAGUUGACAGCAGCCGAGAUCCGCCAGGCGCUUUCGCUCCUCAGCAAGAUCCCCAAGCGCAAGUUUUACCUGUUCGGCAAGCCCAUCUCCAAGUCGAGGUCGCCAGUCCUUCACAAUACCCUGUUCCAACAGACGGGUCUGCCACACACGUACGCGCGCCUCGAGACCGACAAGGCUGCCGAGGUAGAGGCCACCAUCCGCGCGCCGGACUUUGGAGGUGCCUCGGUCACGAUCCCGCUCAAGUUGGACAUUAUGCCUAUGCUCGAUGAAAUCACGGACGCGGCCAAGACCAUCGGUGCCGUCAAUACUAUCAUCCCGGUCUCUGUUCAGGGUGACAGGCAGCGUCUGCGUGGUGACAAUACCGACUGGUGUGGCAUGGUCCAUUCGCUACGGAUGGCCGGAGUUAAAGGCAAGCGCGCCUGUCCAGCGUCAGGUGUGGUGGUUGGUUCGGGUGGUACGACGCGCGCCGCCAUUUAUGCCCUCCACUCACUUGGCUUCUCGCCAAUCUACAUCAUAGCACGCAAUGCAACGUCUGUCGAUACCAUUGCGUCUUCUUUCCCAGCAGAAUACGACAUUCGUACCCUGCAGGGCACCCUAGCCUACAGCGAGGGUAUGGCGCGGCCCGAGGUGGUCAUCAGCACGAUCCCGGCGACGGGUGAUGUCGAUGAAGGAAUCCUGAUGGCUGUCGAUUCAGUGCUCACUUUGCCUAUGGGUACAAGCAACACUGCAGCGACGAGAGUGUUGCUGGAGAUGGCGUACACGCCUACCUUUACCAACAUGAUGGCCCGCGCAAAGGAUGCCGGCUGGGGAACUGUCCCUGGAUUUGAGGUCCUCGCCGCACAAGGCUGGUUCCAGUUCCAAUUGUGGACGGAUAUCAAGCCGCUCUACAGUACUGCCAGUUCGAUUGUGAUGGGAAAUGGGUCAACUGAUUCCUCCUGAGCUGUAGGCGUGGAGUGCUAUGUAUCCAGCACAUGAGUUUGUCGACCAGCAGUUGCAAAAGUUAUGCUUGCUCAAAACGCGGAAUUUGAAUUGAAUAAAAUUUUCUAUGGAUUACUUUACAUCACUUUCAUACAUGCCGUGCUACCAUAACUUUAGAAUUUGCUAGAAAUUAACGUUUGGC
Molecule: messenger RNA, 5091 nt
Organism: Pyricularia grisea
Lineage: Eukaryota; Fungi; Ascomycota; Sordariomycetes; Magnaporthales; Pyriculariaceae
Exons: 2
Coding region: 141-4910 (1589 amino acids)
Biological process (GO): chorismate biosynthetic process; aromatic amino acid biosynthetic process
Cellular component (GO): cytoplasm
Molecular function (GO): 3-phosphoshikimate 1-carboxyvinyltransferase activity; 3-dehydroquinate dehydratase activity; shikimate 3-dehydrogenase (NADP+) activity
Source: RefSeq, a predicted model, not a curated record